CAACCACAUCUCAGAAGCUGCUACAUUGCCUUGGAACCAAGGAUCUAUCAGCCAUGGCCGUUGCUAUGAAGCUUCUGUUUCUCCUCGUCUGCAGCUACCAUUCUCUCCUCGCUCACGCAAGACACGGCCCCAACUACAGGGUCCUUGCCACUGGCUCUCCUAGCCCUGAUGCCGUCUGCACGGAGCUGAAAGCGGUUCUUCCGUCAUCCGGCGGCGGCGCCGUCGUUCCGUUGCACCACCGGCACGGCCCAUGUUCGCCGCUGCCCUCCAAGGAGAUGCCGUCCCUGGACGAGAUGCUCCGCCGUGAUCAGCUCCGAGCCGGCUACAUCCAGCGGAUGUUCUCGGCCGGCACGAACGGCACCCGCGACAGAGCCCAGCAAUCGGAGGCUACCGUGCCUACCUCCCUGGGUUCAUCCCUCGACACGCUGGAGUACGUGAUCACCGUCGGCAUCGGCUCGCCGGCGGCAACUCAGACCAUGCUCAUCGACACCGGCAGCGACGUGUCGUGGGUGCAGUGCGAGCCGUGCCCGGAGUGCAGCUCCCAGGUGGACGCGCUGUUUGAUCCCAGCUCGUCGUCAACAUACUCCCCGUUCACCUGUGACUCCGCCGCCUGCACGCAGCUCGGCCCAGAGGGCAACGGCUGCUCGAGCUCCCAGCAGUGUCAGUACAUUGUCCAUUACGCCGACCGCUCGAGCACGACCGGGACGUACACCUCCGACACGCUGACGCUGGGAUCCUACACCAUCAGCAGCUUCCAGUUUGGAUGCAGCCAGGCCGCGUCCGGCCAGUACGGCAAAACCGACGGGCUCAUGGGACUCGGCGGCGGCCCGCAGUCGCUCGUGUCGCAGAUGGCUGGGACCUUCGGCACGGCGUUCUCGUACUGCCUCCCGCCGACGCCGGCGUCCACCGGGUUCCUCACGCUCGGCGCGUCGAGCGGCGGCGCGGACUUCGUGACGACGCCGAUGAUCAGGAACGACCAGAUCCCGACGUACUAUCAAGUGGCCCUUGAGGCCAUCGUGGUGGACGGAACGCAGCUCGACGUGCCGCCCUCGGUCUUCUCCGGCGGGUCGGUGAUGGACUCCGGCUCGGUCCUCACGUGGCUGCCGCCGACGGCGUACUCGGCGCUGUCGUCCGCUUUCAGGGCCGGGAUGGCGCAGUACCCACCGGCACAGGGCCGGGGCGCCUUGGACACGUGCUUCGACUUCAGCGGCCUCAGCAGCGGCGGCGGCGAGCCGUCGGUGCCGCCUGUCUCGCUGGUAUUCGCAGGUGGCGCGGUCGUCAACCUCGACGUCGAUGGGAUCAUGUUGGGCAACUGCCUGGCGUUCGCGGCCACCAAGGACGACAACUCUGGAAGCAUCAUCGGCAAUGUCCAGCAGCGGACGUUCGAGGUGCUGUACGACGUCGGCCAGAGCACCGUGGGGUUCCGAGCUGGGGCAUGCUGAACGGUGCGGCAAUAUGGACAGCAUUGUUGUCACUAAUAAGGAAAUAUAUAUUCCGAUGAUAUUUUAAGAAUAAGGGUUUAGCAACAGUAAUAGCUGCAAUGGUUCAUAUUCCGAUAUUUUACUGAU
Messenger RNA from Panicum hallii, 1568 nucleotides. RefSeq names its product aspartyl protease family protein At5g10770-like. The transcript is spliced from 2 exons. The coding region runs from base 54 to 1442 and encodes 462 amino acids. Gene Ontology annotation, biological process: proteolysis. The record is from RefSeq and is a predicted model, not a curated record. Gene Ontology annotation, molecular function: aspartic-type endopeptidase activity. Lineage: Eukaryota; Viridiplantae; Streptophyta; Magnoliopsida; Poales; Poaceae.